This is a messenger RNA of Zootermopsis nevadensis, 2421 nucleotides long. RefSeq names its product TBP-associated factor 6. Gene Ontology annotation, cellular component: transcription factor TFIID complex; SLIK (SAGA-like) complex; SAGA complex. Lineage: Eukaryota; Metazoa; Arthropoda; Insecta; Blattodea; Termopsidae. The record is from RefSeq and is a predicted model, not a curated record. Gene Ontology annotation, molecular function: protein heterodimerization activity; transcription coactivator activity; RNA polymerase II general transcription initiation factor activity. Gene Ontology annotation, biological process: transcription initiation at RNA polymerase II promoter; RNA polymerase II preinitiation complex assembly.
AAUCGAGUAAAUAUAUCUGUAUAAUUUGCUAAUAAUGACUAUUAGACACGUAUUAGAAAUUUAUUUCGGUUGUGAUAAGUUUCAAUUAGAAAGACGUUUGAAUUAUAUGCAGAAAGUUUUACGUUUCAAAGUGAACUGUUAGAGUGAUGUGUUUGUAAGAUGUUGGCUAGGACACCAAACAACGCGUUGGUUGUUAUGUAGUAGUCUGUGGUGUGAAUGUACCAUGAGAAAUGUUUUAUUGGUGUAUGAGUAGUAAUACUUAUUACUGUAAAAUUAAAUAUGACUGAAGCAGAUAUGUUAUACGGGACAUCUUUGUCCCUAGAAUCAAUUAAAGUGAUAGCAGAAAGUGUAGGUGUCGGAAAUCUUCCAGAUGAAGCCGCCAAGCAGUUGGCCGAUGACGUUUCGUAUAGGCUGAAACAAAUUGUACAGGAUGCAGCAAAGUUUAUGCAUCAUGCUAAAAGAAUGAAGCUAUCGACAUCAGACAUUGAUCAUGCACUCAAAGUUAAAAAUAUCGAGCCACUGUAUGGAUUCUCUGCACAUGAUAACAUUCCUUUCCGAUUUGCUUCUGGUGGUGGUCGAGAACUACAUUUUAUUGAAGAGAAAGAACUGGACUUGAAUGACUUGAUCAAUACUCCAUUACCAAAACUGCCACUAGAUGUCUCAUUAAGAGCACAUUGGUUAUGUAUUGACGGUGUGCAACCAACCAUACCAGAAAAUCCUCCACCAGUUUCAAAGGAGCAACAGAAAUUGGAGAGUAUUGAUCCUGUGACCAAGUUGAAUAAAACAGCGAAGGAGAAAGGAGAAGCAGCUGGUAAACCUACAACAGGGAAAAUGCACAAGUUACGCAACGUGGAAACGGUGCAUGUUAAGCAGUUGGCCACACACGAGCUGUCCGUGGAACAGCAGCUUUACUACAAAGAAAUUACCGAGGCAUGUGUCGGAUCAGACGAAGCUCGCAGAGCGGAAGCUCUGCAGAGCUUGGCAUCAGACCCUGGUCUCCACGAGAUGUUACCUCGUAUGUGCACUUUCAUAGCGGAGGGCGUGAAGGUGAAUGUAGUGCAGAAUAACCUUGCUCUUCUUAUUUACCUCAUGAGGAUGGUGAAGGCUCUCCUUGACAACCAGUCACUCUACCUGGAAAAGUAUUUGCACGAGUUGAUCCCAUCAGUGGCGACGUGCAUCGUAAGCAAACAGUUGUGUAUGAGGCCUGAGCUAGAUAAUCACUGGGCAUUGCGUGAUUUCGCAUCUCGCCUCAUGGCGCAGAUUUGCAAGAACUUCAACACGUCUACAAAUAAUGUUCAGACGAGGGUGACUCGCAUGUUUAGUCAAGCAUUGCGUGAUGAGAAGAUGCAGUUGGCUUCACUUUACGGUGCCAUAGAAGGAUUGUCUGAGUUGGGUACGGAGGUUGUGAAGGUGUUCAUAUUGCCAAGGGUAAAACAUGUGGCAGAUCGUAUAGAGAAUGCCACAGAGGGUCCUAUAUUGAGCAAUAUUGAUAAGAUUGCUGCAGGUCACAUCAAGCAUCUUCUUGUGAAAGUGUUGUCUCCCCUUCUGAAGACCCUUCGACAACCACCAGAUUAUGUGGAGGAAUACCGAAAUGAAUUUGGUUACCUGGGUCCCGCGUUGCACACAGCAGUGUUGAAGGCUCGCGCUCAGCCGGCUAACCCAGCGGCCUCUGCCGUUGGCACCACUAAUGCUACUGCCACGGCAACACCAGCACCCCCUACAAUAGCAGCACCAACACCGCGAGGUCUGCCAAGUCAGACUGGCAUUGUACAGACAGGUUCAUCCCAACCAGGAAGUGGAAGAACAAUCAUGAUGGGUGGUGCUGGAGCACCAAGACCUGUUGUUGGUAGCAGUAAUGCAUCAAAGUAUGUUAUCGUAACAUCUCGUCCGACCACUCCAAGCCAAGAGUCCAUAGUUCGGUUGCCUGUGCAGGCCCUGCAGCCAUCACCUGUCCCAACGAGUAAUAGUUCGACAGUUGUAAAGUUUGUGACUGCAUCGCAACCAGUCGCAACACAGAAAAUUGUCCAGGCAACGGCCUCCAACCAACAGAUGACGAAGCUGGUCGUAGUAUGCAUGGCGAACUCUGGAAGCUCCACGUGCACAACUCAGGCAGUAACCAAUGCAGGGUCAAAUUUAGGAGUAAAAUCUGUUUUUGUAACACAGCAGCAAGUCAAAAUAGAGUCUGGAACAGAAGAGCAGUGACGACAUCUCAUCAAAGAGGUCAUGAAGCCCAUAUACGCAUCUGGUGUGGCGUCUGGUUUCUGCAGACACUGGGUCUGCCAGUGACACCACCUUUAGAGGCAGGAAUUGAAAUUGUACGUUUGAUCCGCCCACUUGUUCGUCAUCCCAUUCGCUGUGACCCGCGGGAUCUCGAGGAGCGGGGAAAGUGCGAGCAAUAAAGUUUACUUGCGUACAAUGCAA